GGGUCUCUGGCUCCAAGUCAGUCUGUCCAGGAGGACUGAGGACCGUCCUACGGACCAGACCAGCUCUGGUUUCACCCUUGGCUACCCCGCUGCGUUUACAAGUGUUUUAUCGCUGUUUUUUCCACGGCCGGACAGUCCGAAUAUCAGCCUGCUGGAGACAACCUUGUUGGGCUGUUAGGAGACAGUGGACCGCUGUCAGCUUUAUUCAUGGUCUCAAGCCGAAGUUCAGGAGAAAGUUUCUGUCAGGAGGCUGCCGCAAGGCUGAAGCUCUAAUAUAAGGGACUAUGAAUCUGUGUUUGGACAGUAUGGACAUCCUAAAGAUAAUGCUGCUGAUCUUUGAAGCUGUGUUGCUGACUGACUGUGCAAGAGGACCUCCUCGGGUGUCUGGCAGGGUCACUCAUAGACAGACGGCUCGUUUGGGAAGUGCCAUCAAGCUACCCUGUCCGGUGGAGGCAGACCCACCUCCCCUCAUCCGUUGGACCAAAGACGGACGCACUAUUCACAACGGCUGGAUCCGCUUCCGUGUGCUCAGGAUGGGCCUGAAGAUCAAGGAGGUGGAGGCCGAUGAUGCUGGGACCUUCAACUGCCAGGCGACUAACGGCUUUGGGAGCGUUAACAUCAACUACACCCUGAUCAUCAUCAAUGACUCUCAUCCUGAGAGCACAGGACCAGCUAGUGAAGCAGAACCUGAACCAGGCGGUGAAAAACUGGCUCGUCCUCGAUUCACUCAGCCUGAAAAGAUGAGGAGGAGGGUGAUAGCAUGUCCCGUAGGCAGCACUGUGCGCCUCAAGUGUGCAGCCAGCGGAAACCCUCGACCAGACAUUGUGUGGCUGAAGGACGACCGGCUUCUGACGGAGCAGGAGGUCGGCGAGGGGCGCCAGAGGAAGUGGACUCUGAGUCUGAAAAACGUGGUGCCAGAGCACAGCGGCAGAUACACCUGUAGGGUGUCCAAUCGAGCGGGAGAAAUCGACGCCACCUACAAGGUGGAAGUCAUCCAAAGGACCAGCUCCAAACCGGUUCUGACCGGGACGCACCCCGUCAACACCACGGUAGACUAUGGAGGCACCACGUCGCUGCAGUGCAAAGUGCGAAGCGAUGUGAAGCCCGUCAUCCAGUGGUUGAAGCGCAUAGAGCCUGACGAGGAGAGCCGCUACAACACCACCAUCGAGGUUGGCGACGACAGGUUCGUGGUACUGCCCACAGGGGAGGUGUGGUCCCGGCCCGACGGCUCCUACCUCAACAAGCUGCUCAUUACCCGCGCCAAGGAGGACGACGCUGGAAUGUACAUCUGCUUGGGCGCCAACACCAUGGGCUACAGCUUCCGCAGCGCAUUUGUGACUGUGCUUCCAGACACAAAGCCCCCCGUCUCUUUGCUCCCGGCCAAUUCCAGCUCCCUCCCCUGGCCCGUCAUCAUCGGCAUCCCUGCUGGAAUAGUCUUCAUCUUUGCCACCGUCCUGCUGUGGUUUUGCCAGAGCAGAAAAAACUGCCCCCCUCCCAGUGCUCCCGCCCCGCAGCCGCUGCAGAGCUCCCACCGAUCCCCGUAUAGAGAGCGGGACCGGGGCUGCCCCGCUCCGUCCUCCAGCUCCUCCAGCCCAGAUAAAGACUGCAUGAGCUCCAUGAACUAUGAGGAGUACCUGGCCCAGAAGCAGCUCCUCCUCAGCCAGGCCGGACCCAGCAUCCCGCCCAAAAUCUACCCUAAAAUCUACACGGACAUCCACACACACACCCACUCUCAUGUGGACGGGAAGGUGCACCAGCACCAACACAUUCAUUUUCAGUGUUAGCCUCAGCUGUUAUGAACUGAGCAGGUACGGACUGAAGUUUCCCAGACCUCCUUCCUCUAGAUCAGUUGCUUAGAAAACUGUGUGCAGCUGAUGGUGGCCAGUUUGUUAUCAGAUCAAAAACUCACAUUUCGGUGCUCUUUUCUACCUGUUAGAAGCUCACGCUUAUAUAACAACCCUUUUUGUGCACUUGAUAC
This is a messenger RNA of Cyprinodon tularosa, 1978 nucleotides long. RefSeq names its product fibroblast growth factor receptor-like 1. NCBI's taxonomy places the organism in Eukaryota, Metazoa, Chordata, Actinopteri, Cyprinodontiformes, Cyprinodontidae. Gene Ontology annotation, cellular component: plasma membrane. Bases 285 to 1784 code for a protein of 499 amino acids. The record is from RefSeq and is a predicted model, not a curated record. Gene Ontology annotation, molecular function: fibroblast growth factor binding; fibroblast growth factor receptor activity. The transcript is spliced from 7 exons.